CGGUGCUCAGCAUGCCAUGAACACGAUACAAAAAUGAAGCCGAAUUUCUCCUUUUAUUUUUUGCAAAUGCUUCCUUAGGUCGUUCACCCCGAAGGCGACCCGGGUCGGCUGUGCGCCUUACAAGCCACGUGUUGCACCCGCGUUGUUCGUUUCCCUAUAUAGUUGCGGCGUGCUACAUUGUGCUGCGAUAUGUCAAAAUUCCUUUUGUCAUGCGGAACGUUAUGCAUUCUCUGGAACCCGCAACGCUCACAUUUUUUUUUUUCUGCUUCUCUCAUUUGCAAUUCUCUUCGCCGUCGUUUGUUCUCCAGCAGAGCGACAAGCUGAGGCGCGCUCAGAACCUCCACCAGGGCCGGGCUCGGCGCUGCAGCCGCGCCGCAGAUCGCGCGCGCUGCUGCUGCUGCUGCUAGCUCCGCGCGCCCUCGUCGUAUCAGCGGUUCUCGCUCCCCCGCCCAAAAAGAAAAACCGCGCGGUUCUAACAGGCGGCGCGUCGGCAGUUGCGCUCCUGCCCGAGACAGCAGCUGUCACCUCGCGCACUCCGAGCUCAAGCUCUUCCGCGUGAGAGCGCUCCAAGCGGCCAGAGGAGCUAUCCUGCGACCUACAGGUGCACGUUCCACGUCGUCUGCUAUAGAGCGUGUGGUUUGAGCGUAUUGCAUCGAAAGCUUCCUCUGUCUGCUUUUUUUUUUCGCUUUUCUUCUUCCGUGAUUUCUUUUUUUGUGCUGUGUAAAUGCAGUAGCAACGCCGUUUUCUGUCCCUCGAGCGCUAGUGCGUGAGAUCGUGCAGCCGAAGGCGACCCCCGCUGCGUGCUUUAGGGAACAGCGUGUUGUGUCGCCGCGUGUGUACAACGCGCUCCUGUUCCUUCGCGUUGCGGUGACACUUGGCGACGCGCGCCUCGACAAUUCCUUCGAUUUCUUUCUUUUUUUAAAAGUUUUGUUCUCGCGAAACGAUAACAGCGCAGAGAACGUUGCUGACGACGACACGAUUAGAGAGCGUCGUCGGAUUUCGUCGAGUGGCGGCAAAUGCUGCGCCCUCUACGCUAUAGAUGGAAUCUGGAGGCGCCGUCGGCAAUAACUCUGCAAAGGUUGUCGUCGCCGAGUUCACGCUUGUUGGACGCCGAGAGGUGCAAGACCUCCUUGUGCCCGUGAGUUGAGUGUGUGUGUUUGUGUGUGCGCGUGCGUGUGCGCGUGUUUUCGUGCGGUAUCCAACGGGGACGUUCAAGGCUGGAAGCAGUCGUGACUACAGCUGCCACUAGGAUGCCUCCAUCCUCCCGUGGUGUCUGCUGGCGCCUUCGCUGGAAAUAUACAAUGACAGCAACCCUGCUUUUGCAGCUCACUGCAAUGCUUUCAUCAGGCGCUGCUGCGACCGGAGCGCCCGCAAAAAACUCCUGUCCCGAGGGCCACUUCCCUUGCAAUGGACAGGGAAGGCACUGCGUGCGCCGACAGUUCAUAUGCGAUGGACGGCGGGAUUGCCCGGAAGGCUCCGACGAAAAGGGAUGUGGGGACGAGAACCUGAAGAAGUUCAUCGAGGACUACUUCCAGAAGCGGCCCGACGAGGACCGCGAGAAGAAGUCUGGAAGAUGUGAUUGGGUCCACCCUGGCUGCCGCUGCUCCAAUGGGACCAGCUUCUUUUGCGAGAACACGGGACUGCGUUCGCUGCCAUCAACCAUUCCACACAAUGCUACUAACUUGGACCUCUCGGGAAACCUUUUCUCCACUCUGCAGAAGAGCGACUUCCCGGUGAUGCCUCAACUAACCAUACUCGUCCUCUCCUCGUCCAAUGUGAGCAGCCUGGGUGAAGACGUCUUUGGAAAUCUCCCAAUGCUGAAAAAUGUGUACCUCCAAGGUAACAAGAUUCGUCACAUCGAAGCGGACACCUUCGUGAGCAACAAGAACCUGCGAAACCUACACCUGUCCCACAACCCUAUUGAAUCAAUCGCUGCGGAGGCGUUUCGUGGCCUAACAGCGCUGCAAACACUAGACCUGAGGAGCUGCCUGUUGACAGAUGUACAUGGAGACUUGCUCGUUCAUCCGAAGAACCUGACGCACCUGUGGCUGGAUGGCAAUGAAAUUGAAUCACUUCGACCACAUGCAUUUGAGAAUCUAAAGCGGCUCCAAGUUCUGUCUCUAACAAGAAACAAGCUCGUGCGCCUGUCAGCGAAGGAUUUCACGGGCCUUGUAUCUCUGCGAACACUGAACCUGGCUUACAACAAGCUGGCUGACCUGACCGGGGCCUUCACUGCAUUAGGAAGCCUUCGAACACUGGACCUGGAAGGCAACAAGAUCGACGCCAUGGCUGACGAUACGUUUUGGCCGCUCACCAACAUCGAAUCGCUGAACCUGAGAAACAACGUGUUUCGAACAUGCUCCCCAGUUCUCUUCACUCCACUUCGCAACAUCACUCACAUCUACUUCAGCGACUUCAGCCUCUGCUCUUCCGCGCUGCACGUUCGGGUCUGUGAACCACGCGGAGACGGCAUCAGCAGUCUGGCGCACCUCUUGGACAGCGUGGUCCUCCGCGUGGCCGUGUGGGUGGUGGCGCUGGUUGCCUGCCUCGGCAACCUUCUCGUGCUCGUCGGGAGGUUAGUGCUGCGUGAGCCCAACGCGGUGCACUCGUUUUACAUCAAGAACCUGGCGCUGGCCGACCUCAUCAUGGGCGUCUACCUGUUCGUCAUCGCCUCGCACGACGUGGCCUUCCGAGGGGAGUACAUUCGCCACGACCUCCGCUGGCGACGAUCCGUUGGUUGUAGCGUCUCGGGUUUCCUGUCAACGGUCAGCAGCGAGGCGUCGGUGUUCACCCUGACUGUGAUCACGGUCGACCGGUUCGCGUCCAUCAUGUACCCUCUGUCACUGAAACGGCGCACGUUCCGCUUCGCGUGGCUCUGCAUGCUUGGUGUAUGGCUCGUGGCCCUGCUGCUUGCCGCCGUGCCCAUGAUGCGACCCGACUACUACGGUGAGGAAUUCUACGGCAGCAACGGCGUCUGCCUGCCUCUGCACAUCCACGACCCGGAUUCGAAGGGCUGGGAGUACUCAGCGUUCGUGUUCUGUAUCGUGAACAGCGUGGCAUUCGCGUUCAUCGCCUACGCUUACCUCACCAUGUUCGUCACAAUCACGCAUUCAAAAGUGGGGCUGCGCUCCACGCAGCAGCUGCAGGACCGAGCCAUAGCCAAGCGGUUUUCCUUCAUCGUAGGCACCGACUUCCUCUGCUGGAUGCCCAUCGUCUUCAUUAAGGUCAUCGCCAUAGCCGGAACAAAGAUCGACGAGACGCUAUACGCAUGGGUCGCAGUGUUCCUUCUGCCGGUGAACUCGGCGCUGAACCCCGUCCUGUACACACUCACCACACGGAUGUUCAAGCAGCAGCUGAACAGGUUCCUGGAGAACUUGCGCCAAUGCGAGCGCGUUCCUUCAGACCGGCAGUCCGGGCAGUCCGGCCAGUCGUGGUCGUCGCUGCCAACGAUGCGAGGUCAAAAGAAGACGCUAGUCACUUCGCUGUCAGAUAACGCCUUUGGGAAGAAAAGAACGGCGGGCGUCGUGUGCUACUCUCUGCGAAAUUGUGCGCUGAUCCAAGUACGUGGAAGCCAGUCAUGCGUUGAAAAGGUGUCUCAGCCCGUGCUGGAAGAGAUGAAGACGCUCCCCAUUCGCAAUGGACACAGAGGCACGAAAGAUGUGCGAAGUUCCAACUCCAGCGCCAGGCCGCUGCUACCAGCGACGCCAACGGCGACAAAGUCCAAGUGGAAGCGGUCCCCGCAUACGCGAUUAAGAGUCGACGAGUCCGUGUGAUAGCCGACGAACGAAUGUAACCUCACCUAAUCACAAUAACGUCGCCAGCUCCGGCGCUCAUCCAUCGAAGCCAGCUGUGUCAGGUUGUGGACUUAGCUCAGAGAGCAGAAGGCGUGCAACGUACGCUGACAUCUGCCGCGAGUUGGAUUGGAGGGGGUCGUGGGUUUUUUUUUUUUUUUUUUUGCUCAACGCGAAAUGCGUCCCAGGAACUGUGAUCACAACGAACAGUGCUUAGUGCUCUGGCGUGCUCCGUGUUCGUAAUGAAAUGCUAUCUUGUGCGUAUUGACGAUUGAACGUUGGGUUGCUCCCAGGUGAAUCCGGCUUUGUACGGUGACGAGAUCUUUCCCUGCGUCGGCGCCAUUCUCUGGGGUUGAGCUCAUGCCAUAUGAACUGUGUACACGCGACACUGGUAUCGCCCGCAAGUACUGUGCGAUAUCAGUUUCUUUCGGUGGGGCCAGGAAGAUGAUGCGACGCAGAGAGCAUAACAAACUUAAGGUCGUCAGGGUACAAAAAAAUCAUCAUUCCUCACAUCGAGAAUAAUCUUCGCCUGCAAAAUGGCAAUUUUAUGACAGGAUGACCAGGACCUGCUCUUCGCCUCACCCUCACAUGAAAUUUACAAUUGAAGCGUGCGGCUCUUCACUGAAAACAUUGCCAUUACAGGUGGUACGACACCUUUACACAAACAAUGUAAUGACAAUGUUUUGACACGUUAUAUGUAUAUAUAUCUUAAUCGUGCCUCAUCUUAUGCUGGUUUCAGUUUUAUCCGUUGGUCUUUGUUGUCUGAUACUGAUGUCGUUUUUCAGACUUUUCUUUCGCUUCGUGAAUCUUGUUUCAUUCGUAGGCUGUACGGGUCAUGUCAGCCUUAAAACAACGAGUCCGGUUCUUACGCUCGCUUCGUAUGUCUCGGCGUGAAGCGCUGAAGUGACUGCUCAUGGUUUGUGCCCUUUCUCUGUAGAAGUUUUGUUUUGUGGACUGUAAAAACCACUGAGUGGAUAUGAAACGCAGUACUUAAUUCGGGAGUUCAGAAAAUGUGUGGAUCAGUGCCUCACUCAGUGCUAUUUGUUUAAUGGUUCUCGUGUUGAGAAAAUCUCCGUAUCCCGAUUAUAUUUCAGCGUAGGGAAAAAAAAUUGCCGGUAGGGAACCGAUAUCUGGUGUCGCUAUUCAUAUCCGCGCACCGUGUACAAAUGGAUUUGUGGGCAAAAGUGUUUAUCACCUUUCUUUUUGUGAGCUCAUCAAGUGUAUAGCAGUGUCCGUAUAGGUUGAAGGUAAAUAAGUGGUUUGAAUGCAUAAUCUAUAAUUGGUAUGACGAUUCGCUCACCUAUGUACGCUGUGGCAUUAUGUAACGCACUUUAUACCCGCCAUAUCUGUUGUAGUUCCACUCGAGAGAUUGAAGUUUUCAUAGCAUGCUCGAAAUCUUGAAAUUGUACCUGAGAUUUAUUCUUUGACGUCAACAAGAAUACCUGUGAAGUAGUACAUGACCGAGGAUGGAAUGAGUGGAGUCAUAGUGUUCUACGCCAUUGGCAGCUACAUGAAUCAGUGAUUCUUUUUUUUACUAGUUCAUCCUAUUUUAAAUGCAUUGCUUGCGGUUCGCAAGCUCCAGAUACCGAGAGAUAGUAGCAUUCACUUAAUUCAAAUACAUAGUGAUUUAUCAAUUCCUAGCCCAUGGUCCUACAAUGUCAUGACACAGGACAGCAAGAAUAAAGCAUAAACAGGCAAUUACUUCCAUUAGCAAAAAAAAAAGAAUGUAAAAUCCAGAACAAUAACAGGAGAGGAAUGGUGCAAAUAUUGCGAUCAUUCACUCAAUCUAACAACGACGUGAACUGUUUUCUAGUGCAUAUACAAUCAGCCUAGGUAAACCCAUUGAAGUUGUCAGCUGUAAUUGUCAGACUAGGUCCCGCAUCUUUAAAUUUGUCCAGUGUUUUCACGCCUACUGUGCUUCAUAACCUACUUUAUCCCAGUGAGCUGCACAAACAACAAGAUCUGUUGAAGAGGGAACAAUGUAACUUAUUUGUUUCUGAUACUGUAGGAUCUGAUAUCAAAGAAUUUGCGCUGUUUCUUUCCAAAUGAGUUAUAUUAGUACAAAACAUUGAGUAUGAGACACGUCUGAAUUAUUACACAGCGGCACGCUGAGGCUCAUUCAACAAAUAUAGUUUCAAGCAAGAGCACCAAAGCACACAAUCUGUUUUUCAGGCAAAGAGUGCUAUUCCCAAAGAAAAAAAGAACAGACAGGUAAAUGGGUCCACGUGGUUGCUUGGAGAAAAUAGGCACCAUCGCCUUGGCACGUGACUGCCGCUGACGUAGCAGUGACGUGGUGCUCACAUUACGGCUGAGGGGAACGCCCACCGCGUGCCACUGGUGACCUAACUAAUGCGACUGCUGAUAAAUUUGGUUGGUUGGUAAAAACCUUUAUUGAGCAUCUUGGAGAUUGAUGACCCGGGCUGAAGGCUCCCACGUCGGGACGUCCAGGCCUUGCCUAGUCGCCGCUUCGCGGGCGUCCUGGACAGCCCGCUGAUAAAUGUACCAAAAUCAUUUAUUUUCGCACGGUGUGGUAUACAACAUGUGAAAACCACCAGCAAGCGCAUUAGCUAUCGCGUAAUUUGCGCGUUUUUCUACUUAUUAAAGGUUAGUAGUAUUCCUGACGCUGGGACCACCAUAGUGGUGACGUACGUCUGCGCACAUACUUCGGAAGCAAUAGUAGGCAGUAUAGGCGCUCGCAGCACAGCUCAUGUUUUUUACACAUUUAAACUGUGAAGUUACAGAUGCUUGAAAUAGCAGGUGACGGGAAAAAAUACUUGAGAAGCACUGGAAGAAAAGCAUUGAGAGUGAACGUCAAAAUAGGAGGAGGACGAGUGAACGUUACUAGUCAAAUGCUUCGAUGAGUUUGCACUCCGUAAUGUCGCCAAAAAAAUAAAGCAGCAGCAAUCAGCAUUCCAAGUGGGCUCUUCGACGUUGCAGGUGGUAGCCCUCAUGGAUUAAGAGAAUGAACUCUCUAAAUUAUUGUGCGCAAACGGAUUGUUGGAAUGCACGAAAGUUUGUUUGCUCAAAUUUAGCCUAUCCAAGCGGGUGUCUGUUCUCAGUGUGCAGGUGGAAUAGAUGUUUGGUUUAUUGAAUAACGAAAAUGUCCUGAAUGGUCCACUAAGACUGAAUAAACGUUUCAGGAAUAGAAACCAUAACAUGGGUUAAGCUGCCCAAUUUGUAUUUGUGUUUCAGUUCAUUCUUCAGUGCAUUAAAUUGAAUUGAAUUCUGGGA
This is a messenger RNA of Dermacentor andersoni, 7022 nucleotides long. RefSeq lists its product as uncharacterized. Gene Ontology annotation, molecular function: G protein-coupled peptide receptor activity; protein binding. NCBI's taxonomy places the organism in Eukaryota, Metazoa, Arthropoda, Arachnida, Ixodida, Ixodidae. Gene Ontology annotation, biological process: activation of adenylate cyclase activity; adenylate cyclase-activating G protein-coupled receptor signaling pathway; hormone-mediated signaling pathway. The record is from RefSeq and is a predicted model, not a curated record. Gene Ontology annotation, cellular component: plasma membrane.